This is a messenger RNA of Lachancea lanzarotensis, 558 nucleotides long. RefSeq names its product LALA0S06e07558g1_1. The coding region runs from base 1 to 558 and encodes 185 amino acids. The transcript has a single exon. NCBI's taxonomy places the organism in Eukaryota, Fungi, Ascomycota, Saccharomycetes, Saccharomycetales, Saccharomycetaceae. The record is from RefSeq and is a predicted model, not a curated record.
AUGGACGCAUUCGCACUCAAGAAGGACAACCGAAAGAAGUUUCAGGACAAAGAAAAGUUGAAACGGAAACAUGCUACUCCGAGUGAUCGUAAAUACCGGGCUCUGAACAAAACUACCGAGCCGGAACCGGAGGUGCCGGAACUACAGGCCAACCAUUACCGCUACCACGAAGACUUAUCGAUGACAUACCAAACCCAAAACGAUGACGAUUCAAAUGUUGGGACAACGAAUAAAAAGCUCAAGGAAAUCUUGUUGGCUCGACAGAACAAUACCGAUCAUGAUAGCCAGUACCAAACCAAGUCUCCCAGUCACCUUACACGAAAAGAGCUAGAUUCGAUGUCAGUAGCUGAAUUGAAUCGUCUGUUGGGAAACAAGCAGAAUGACUCAAUAUCAAUCAAACCUGACGCAGGUGGUUCCAAGAACGACAAUACACGGUUUUCAAACCACGUUCGAGGCACUCCCGCUGCCCUAAAAAGCGAAAUACCCACCAAAACCUCCAAAUCCAAGGUACCCGUCGAUCUCGAGUCCGAACAAGACCAACUGGAUGAGCUGAUAUGA